Cryphonectria parasitica EP155 is the source of this 1356-nucleotide messenger RNA. RefSeq lists its product as uncharacterized. Gene Ontology annotation, molecular function: hydroxymethylglutaryl-CoA synthase activity. The record is from RefSeq and is a predicted model, not a curated record. The transcript is spliced from 5 exons. Gene Ontology annotation, biological process: ergosterol biosynthetic process; acetyl-CoA metabolic process. Lineage: Eukaryota; Fungi; Ascomycota; Sordariomycetes; Diaporthales; Cryphonectriaceae. The coding region runs from base 1 to 1356 and encodes 451 amino acids.
AUGACACGACCUCAAAACAUUGGCAUUAAGGCCGUAGAGCUGUAUUUUCCCAGCCAGUGUGUUGAACAGAAAGAACUCGAGAAGUUUGAUGGAGUCUCUGAGGGAAAGUACACCAUCGGCUUGGGCCAAACCAAGAUGAGCUUCUGUGACGAUAGGGAGGAUAUCUACUCGAUAGCCUUGACGGCCGUUGCGUCCCUCAUGCGCAAAUACAGCGUCAACCCAAAAUCCAUUGGCCGGCUUGAAGUCGGCACAGAAACAUUGCUUGACAAGUCUAAAUCGGUCAAGUCGGUCCUCAUGCAGCUGUUCGAGGACUCCAACCCAAACAUUGAGGGAGUCGACACCGUAAAUGCUUGCUAUGGAGGCACUAAUUCUCUCUUCAAUGCUGUCAACUGGGUUGAAGCCUCGGCAUGGGACGGCCGGGAUGCCAUCGUCGUGGCGGGCGACAUUGCACUCUAUGGCAAAGGAAAUGCUCGGCCGACCGGCGGAGCGGGCUGCGUGGCUAUGUUGGUCGGUGCGGAUGCGCCUCUAGUCUUGGACCCUGGGCUGAGAGGCACCUACAUGCGCCAUUCAUACGACUUCUACAAGCCAGAUUUGACGAGUGAGUAUCCGCAUGUCGACGGACAACUCUCGCUGCAGUGCUACGCUGAGGCGGUGGAUAAGUGCUACGAGGCAUAUCUCGAACGUGAGGCGAGCCUCAGAGACGAGGUCCACAACGGAAGCCCGCACACCCGCGCCCUUGGGUUUGACUACAUGUGCUUCCACGCACCCACCUGCAAGACGGUUGCAAAGUCGUACGCCCGCCUCUUCUACAACGAUUUCCAGAAGGAUCCGGACAACACCUUCUUCAAGGAUAUACCGCCCGAGCUCGGUACGCUGGCCUCGGCGGGAGGCCUGGCAGACAAGCGAGUAGAAAAAGAAUUCCUGCUUCUCAGCAAGAAACAUUUCACACAGCGGGUCCAACCAGCGACCUUUGUUCCCACUCAGUGCGGAAACAUGUACUCAGCCAGUCUGUACUCGGCACUAUGUGGAUUGCUGUCGCUGGUUGACAGCCAGGACCUGCAAGGGAAACGCAUCGGCAUGUUCAGCUACGGGAGCGGCCUGGCCAGUUCCUUGUUCAGUAUAAAGGUAGUAGGGGAUACCGAGGAUAUCAGGGCCAACUUGGACUUGGUGAGAAGGCUUGAGGAGAGACAAGUCGUUGCGCCCGAGACAUAUGAUAAGAUGUGCCAUUUGCGGGAGCGUGCACACCUGCAAAAGAACUUCAACCCGGCCGGCACAAUCGAUAGCAUUGUCAAAGGCACAUACUAUCUUCGCGAGAUUGAUAAUGCUUUCCGCCGGCUUUAUGAUGUUAAGGCAUGA